This is a messenger RNA of Kalmanozyma brasiliensis GHG001, 2037 nucleotides long. RefSeq names its product Quinonprotein alcohol dehydrogenase-like superfamily. The transcript has a single exon. Gene Ontology annotation, molecular function: protein binding. Lineage: Eukaryota; Fungi; Basidiomycota; Ustilaginomycetes; Ustilaginales. The record is from RefSeq and is a predicted model, not a curated record. Bases 1 to 2037 code for a protein of 678 amino acids.
AUGACGCAAAAGAUCGAUCCGAGCGGCGCCUUGCCGCCAGAGACUUUCUCCUACCUCCUCAGCUUCCUCGAACCACCGGCACUAGCACGCUGUUUGCAAGUCAGCAGCGCAUGGAACGCGAUUUGCACCGAUGAAGCGCUUUGGAGGGAUCAAGCCAUCCGACUCGGAUACUGUCAGUCCGAGCGCCAAGCUGAGGAGCGAUCCAGCGGUAUCCGGGUCGUCGCUACCGUGCUGCAAAAGUACGAGGCUUCCGUCGGUCAAGCCGAGGCAGAGUAUCUGCUGCAAGCCACCAUACAGCGAUACCGGUCCAGAAACACCACAUCCUACUUUGACGAUUGCCACACAUGGCGCUCGCUCUGCUGCCUGCUGUGGCGCCUCGAUUGCAAUUGGUCGGCGAAGGAUACGACGGGUCUCGAGAGGACACGAGCCGCCUCGCCGUCGCCAAAUGCUGACGACACCGAAGCGGAAAGAUCAGAGUCCGAGACCGCCUCAUCGGACCGAGAAGAGCAGCCAGGAUCGAGUGAAUCUGACACAAAGCCAUAUCUGCUACCCCGCCGCCGCGUUCUACAUGAAAAGAUGUGCGGAACCGGCGUCUGGAGAUGCAAGAUCGACCCGGAAGAACGCACCUACAUCGUCACGGGUCAACACGGCGGCAUCCAAGUCUUUGACCAUACCACCGAGACUCUGCUCUGGCAUAUCGCCCGAACGGCCACGAGGGCCAAUCCGCAUCUCGAGUUUUCGCGCGGCUGGAUGAUCUUUGACCGUCCCGGCAUCGGUCACUUCGAAGUGUGGCGUCGCGAAAGCCUGGUGCCAGACCUCGGACGCCCACCUGACCGCGGGCAUUACCAGCGCUUCGCGGUCCUCAGCUCGACCCGGCCGAUCCGAGCGUAUCGCUUUCAGUUCCCCUACCUCUGCGCUGCGAGCCAGGAUGGCUUCAUCCUCAUCUGGGACGUGCCGCAACAGGAACUCGUCGAGACGAUCGACUUUCGAGACUCGCCGCAUCGCGGAGGUAACAUCAACUAUAUCGAUUUCGACGACGAGUUUGUCUUUCUCAACGGUCUUGGAGCGAAGUCGGUCUCGGUUUUCUCGCGCCGCACUAAACGUCUCGUAUGGAACAUGGGCCAGCACUUUGCGGCCGGCCAACCACCGCCCACAACAUGGCGCCUUGAGCCGCUCGACAAGUCUGCAUUCCCCGAGAACGCCUUCGUCCGGCAGCAGCUAGUCAGAGCACCACCAAAUCUCUGGCAGGCAGGGCCCAACAGCAUGAACUGGGCACAGCUCACCAUGACACCUUACCAGAUCUGGUCGGCGGUUCACCCGGAUCUCAAGACAAAAACACUCCUCGUGCUGGGACAAGGAACGGUGCUGCUCAUCCGUGACUACAAGAAGUUCUUCAACAAUCCCACCAAGCCACCGGGGCUCUUUGUCGAGAUCGAGUUUCAGAAUCUCGAAGAGUACUACCGGCAGUACAUUGUCGGCGGUGUCGACGAAGAGGUGUCGGAUCUGGGCUGGAACAAUCCGCGCAUGUGGGAGACGCUCGGCGAUGCGCAGCUGACGGUGCACGAGGGCAGAGCUGUGGUGGUCAACGACCGCGCGCUGAUCCUCGAUCUGUGCUCCGAGACAUUCGCGCAAGAGGACAGCGUCGAGAACACCGCUGCUCAGAAUCAGACGCAGAUGCAGAUGGAAGAAUCUUCGUCGUCUGAGCCAGCAGAGCAGCCUCACGACAACGACGGCGACACAGAUAGCACCGACACAAGUGCAGUCCAUGCUGAGCCGGUACCUCCUCCAAUCACGGUCUACUGCGAGUUGAAUCGCUCACCACGAGACUCGUACCGACAGUGCAGCAGUCUGCAGAUGGACGAGGUCGGAGUCUACCUCACCGCCGACCGAGAUGCCUUUGGCGAGAUGUACUGGGGUGGAGUCUUUGAUACUCUGAGCGAUGGCAAGCGGCAGCUUCUGCACCUUGACUCCUCAGCGCGAGCAGGAGAGGGAACCGAGGGAUAUCGUACGCCGGAAGAUGUGCCCCGCGAAAUGUAA